AUGGGGCGUGUGUCGAAGCUUGGCUUUGUCGUGGCCACUGGGGCCAUGUACCUUGCGGUGUGCAAAGCACAACCAGACGAAACGAAACCGGUGUGCACGUGCCCCAAAAUUCUGGCCCCAGUGUGCGGCGUUAACGGUAAAACCUACGGAAACCAGUGCCUACUGGAAUGCGAUCAAGUUGACCUAUUAAAGGAGGGGCCUUGUUCACCAGCGCCUCCAGGUGGUGACGAGGAGGAGAUCCCCGUUGUGUGCCCAUUGAACGAACUUCCAGUAUGCGGGUCUGACGGUGUGACAUACGGCAACGAUUGCUUUCGUAAAGCUGCUAGAGUCAAAUGGGCGCAUGAUGGGGCAUGCGAGGACCAUUAA
Messenger RNA from Toxoplasma gondii ME49, 366 nucleotides. RefSeq names its product Kazal-type serine protease inhibitor domain-containing protein. The transcript is spliced from 3 exons. Lineage: Eukaryota; Apicomplexa; Conoidasida; Eucoccidiorida; Sarcocystidae. Bases 1 to 366 code for a protein of 121 amino acids. Gene Ontology annotation, molecular function: protein binding. The record is from RefSeq and is a predicted model, not a curated record.